Messenger RNA from Myotis brandtii (Brandt's bat), 720 nucleotides. RefSeq names its product interleukin 7 (gene IL7). Lineage: Eukaryota; Metazoa; Chordata; Mammalia; Chiroptera; Vespertilionidae. Gene Ontology annotation, cellular component: extracellular region. The record is from RefSeq and is a predicted model, not a curated record. The annotation marks the transcript as partial. Gene Ontology annotation, biological process: immune response. Gene Ontology annotation, molecular function: growth factor activity; interleukin-7 receptor binding. The transcript has 4 exons.
GACAGGAUAAGAGAAAAUGAUAGCAAUUGCCUGAAUAAUGAACCUAACUUUUUUAAAAAGCAUUCAUGUGAUGAUGAUAAGGAAGCUACGUUUUUAAAAACUGCUGCUCGCAAGUUGAAGCAAUUUCUUAAAAUGAAUAUCCAUGAGGAAUUCAAGCUCCACUUAUCAAUAGUUUCACAGGGCACAUUAAAACUGUUGAACUGCACCAGGAAGGAUAAAGAAAAAAAACAACCUUCCCUGGGUGAAGUCCAACCCACUAAGAAUUUGGAAGAGAAAAAAUCUUCAAAGGGACAGAAAAAACAGGAUGAAAUGUGUUUCCUAAUGAUACUACUAGAAAAGAUAAAAACUUGCUGGAAUAAAAUUUUGAGCGGCACUAAAGAACAUUGAAACGUAUGGCGUGACAAUAUAAAGACGUGAACUUUAGUUGCAUCCCUCAAGAAUUGAUCUGCUCGUGCAAUUUUCCGGGGUAGAACGCCUCCCAGAAAUUACUGAAUGCACCUGGUAAAAAUGGGUUAGAGCAAUUGAGAAAUACAUGCUGUGGUACUAGAAGGACACGAACAAUGGAACCGAACGCUGCAGUCAACGGACUAUUUCCUAUGUGUGUGCACAUGCGUCCGCUGGUGUUAAUUUGGGGCUGAUUUUUGUAAGACGAUCCAUAUAAGGCAGUGAUGUCAGAGGUGACACGCGAACUCAUUUUUUUGGUUGAUUUUUCUUUGUUAA